Molecule: messenger RNA, 2575 nt
Organism: Polypterus senegalus (gray bichir)
Lineage: Eukaryota; Metazoa; Chordata; Cladistia; Polypteriformes; Polypteridae
Gene: cog7
Product: component of oligomeric golgi complex 7
Exons: 18
Coding region: 127-2445 (772 amino acids)
Biological process (GO): Golgi organization; intracellular protein transport; retrograde vesicle-mediated transport, Golgi to endoplasmic reticulum
Cellular component (GO): COG complex
Source: RefSeq, a predicted model, not a curated record
UUCCAUACAGCUGUAUUUACAUACACACUCAAAAUCCAGGAAGCGGUUGUCAGUUUGUUGGACGUGCUACUUAGGCAAAAGGAAUGCCAACGUAAAAGCAAAAAGGGCAUCCAUAUCCAUUAAAAAAUGGAUUUUUCCAAGUUUUUGAAUGAUGACUUUGAUGUAAAGGAUUGGGUGAAUGGAGCCUUUAAAACAGUCCAGAAAGAUGCCCCUGGGAAAGUAGAUAGCCAUGCUGCUACUCUUGUCAUGAAAUUACAACUUUUCAUUCAAGAAGUUAACAAUGCCAUUGAAGAAAGUAGCCACCAAGCACUUCAGAACAUGCCAAGAGUGCUUCGGGAUGUGGAGGCUUUAAAGCAAGAAGCAUCCUUUCUCAAAGAGCAAAUGAUUCUUGUUAAAGAGGAUAUAAAGAAAUUCGAACAGGAUACUGUGCAGUCUAUGCAGGUCCUUGUUGAAAUUGAUCGAGUGAAAUCCAGGAUGCAAGUGGCUGCAGAAGCCCUUCAGGAAGCAGACAAAUGGAGUACGUUGAGUUCAGACAUUGAAGAGACGUUUAAAACACAGGACAUAGCUGCAAUCUCUGCAAAAUUAACUGGCAUGCAGAACAGUUUAGCCAUGCUCGUGGACACUCCUGACUAUUCUGAGAAGUGUGUGCACCUGGAAGCUUUGAAGAACAGGUUGGAGGCAAUGGCCAGCCCUUCAAUUGUGUCUACUUUUAAUUCUCAUUCUGCUGAUCAAGCCAAGCUGUUUGUAAAGGUCUUUAGUGAGAUUGACAGGAUGCCUCAGCUGCUCGCUUACUAUUACAAGUGUCAUAAGAGUCAGUUACUGACUGUAUGGCAAGAUCUCUGUCAGAGCGACCUGAAUCUUGACCGGCAGCUGGCAGAGUUCUAUGACACGCUGUUGGGAACCUGGCACUCACAGCUACAGUGGAGUUCUCAGGUUUUUAAGAAUCCAUAUGAAGUUGUGACAGUUCUCCUAAUUCAAACUUUGGGAGCCAUGGUGCCUUCAAUCCCAGUUUGUUUGAGUACAGGAAUGGAAAGAGCAGGACAGGAAUCUAAGUUAUCUGUUUUGCUUGAACUCUAUGAAACUGCUUCCCAUUUUGCCAAAGCGCUUGAGGCUGCCAUGCUGCCACAUCUUGGUGAAAGUAAUCCUCUUAAAGUGAAUGAAUUGGUUGUAGCUGUAUAUGAUCCAUUUACUCCAUACAGGCUACAAUUUGGAGAACUGGAAGAAUCUAACCUUCUUAUUCAGAUUAGUGCUGUGCCAUUGGAACGCGGAGAAGUGAUUGACUGCGUGCAGGAGCUAAACCACUCUGUAAAUAAGCUCUUCAGCUUGGCUUCCGCAGCAGUGGAGCGGUGCAUCAAGCUGACUGAUGGGCUUGCAGUGCGUGGCCUCAUGAAAGCUUUGAAGGCACUGUUUACAAAGUAUGUGUCUGACUUUUCAAAUGCACUUCAGUCUGUGAAGAAGAAAUGCAAACUAGAAGACCUGCCAAAUGGCUCUUAUUUUCAUGAAGAUUGGACAGCAUUCCAAAACUGCGCCAGAAUUAUCGCAACUUGUGGUGAACUACUAAGACAGUGUGGAGCCUUCGAGCAACAGCUGGCAAACAGGAUUUUGUCAACCGCUGGAAAAUACCUUUCUGAUUCAUACAGUCCUCGAAGCUUAACGGGUAUCCAGGAGGCCAAUCUGAGUGACAAAAAGAGUAGCAUCAAAAACCCCUGGCAAGACUACAAUUAUCUAGCUAAAGGAAACCCAGCUGAAUAUGCUGACUUAAUGGAGAUGAUCUACAACCUAAAGGAGAAGGGAACUGGAAGCUCAAGCCUGUUGACUGAACCACGUUCUGCGCUAAUGCGGCUGAACCAGCAAACUCAUCAGCUGGCCUUUGACUCAGUUUUCCUAAGAAUUAAGCAACAGCUUUUCCAGGUUUCAAAGAUGGAGAUCUGGAGCACGGUUGGCACUGGCGAUACCCUGACAGAUGACCUGCCAACUUUUAGUCUCGCCCCUCUUGAAUACAUUACAAAUAUUGGCCAGUACAUUAUGUCACUACCGCUGCAUUUAGAGCCUUUUGUCACGCAAGAGGAUCCAGCUUUAGAGUUGGCAUUACAUGCUGGGAAGCUUCCAUUUCCUCCAGAGCAAGGUGAUGAUUUACCUGAGCUUGACAACAUAGCAGACUGCUGGUUGGGGUCUAUAGCAAGAGCAACAAUGCAGACAUACGGUGAUGUCAUUCUACAAAUCCCAGUCUUGACUCCACACUCGACCAAACAGUUGGCCACAGACAUCGAUUACCUCAGUAAUGUGAUGGAUGCUUUGGGCCUGCAGCCUUCACGGACUUUACAACACAUGUUGACCCUUCUGAAGGCCAAACCUGAAGAUUACAGACAGACGGCAAAAGCCCUGCCAAGACGAAUCGUGUCCACCAUUGCAGCAAUGAGAAGCAUUGACCAUUAUGUUUCAUAAAGGAACUUUGUUCUGAAGAUGAUUUUUCUACCAAGGUUUUAUGUUAUCUGUUCACUGAUCUGUAUUGUUUUUCUUUUCAAUCAUAAUGUAAAUAUGAACCUAAAUAAAAUAAAUGUAUAUGGGCAUUUUA